UGAUCCCUCCACCCUCACUCUCCAAGCAACCUCCCUCCCUCGCUCGCUAUAGUGCCCACAGAUUUCAUUCUUCUUCUUGCUCAAGCUUGAUUCGUCCACUGCUUCAAAGUGAGCUGGCUCUGAAACUGAGCUGCCUUCGCCAUGCAGAAUGAUGGCACAGGAAGUGAGCUGAGGAGCACUCUAAUGGCCGAGCUAGCUCGGGCUCUGCAGCUAGUGAGUCAGCUGCAGUCCCAUCUGGAUCACCCUUCUGCCGCUGAGCUCUGUAAGUCUUUAGCGACCGAAAUACUCUCCUCCAUCGGGAAGUCGAUUCUCAUGGCGAAGUCCGGCGAUCCCGACGGCGAUCUGCAGGCCGGCAACAGCCCUCGCAGCGAGAACUCCAGCCCGGCGUUCAGGGACCCCGGUCGUAGGGACUUUAUGAAGAAAAACUCGGCUUGUGGCAGGAAGACGAUGCACAAGUUGACGAACCAAGUGAGGCUCAUCCCCGGAGUUGGAGGAGUCGAAGGCCCUGUGGAUGACGGCUAUAGCUGGAGAAAGUACGGACAGAAGGAUAUCCUGGGAGCCAAGCAUCCGAGAGCUUACUACAGGUGCACGCACCGCAGCUCCCAGGGAUGUCAGGCGACGAAGCAGGUACAGCGGUCGGGCGAGGAUCCCCUGGUGUUCGACGUCACCUACCUCGGGACGCAUACGUGCCUCCAAAGGCCACAGAGAGCCCCGACAUCGGCAUGCCUCGGACAUCAAUCAAGCUACACACUUGAGAUGGAAGGCGUACACUGUGAGGAGGAAGCUUGGGGACUGACCUCUCUUUCCUAUGGAUCCAUGGCGGUAAUGGGUGACACAGCAGCCGACCUCUUCUCCUCCCUUUCCUCGCCGCCUGCCUUCUCGUCACCGUACCAGAUCAGUAGCUUCGAUGGCGGCAUGAAGCUGCAGACUUCAGACUCCGACAUCGCCGAGAUGAUAUCCAGAGGCGAUUCAGCAAGCAAUUCGUCCCUGGUGGACAUGGCUUUCAUGCUCCCGGAGAUGGACUUCGCCCAGAACUUUCAGUUCGAUGCCCCCGGUUUUGAUUCGUGCAGCUUCUUCUCAUGAACAUCCAUCUCCUCAAGCUGGUGAUGUAGGUAGAAACAGAGGGAAUCACCAUGGUUGUUCUCUCCAUGAAUUCAAAGAUCAACUAAGAAUGCUUGCCGCAAUCAAUUAGUGUAAAGAAAAUAGAGUCAGGAACAGGGAAUUCUUACAAGAUAAAAAAGUAUGAUACAGAAAACAUCAAAAUUUAUCUUCCUAAAGUCGGAGAAGAGCGACUGGUUUGCCAUGGCAUAUGCCUCAUCCAAAGCAAAAAGUUCUUGGCAUUGGCUGUUUGUCGUGGUGGCAGUGGAGAUCACUUUGUCCUGCAGUGUGAGAUAGGAAAUACGCACACUUUUGCCCUGAAAUAGACAUCCAAGUCACAUGAAUGUACAAGAAGCACUAAUAUCUGUAUCUAACAUAAACACAACAUUCAGUGGACCAAUGAGGGAUAGAUCUUUAAUAGGGCAGAAAUUGGAGAGAACUGUUAAUCUAAACAGUUGCUUCAGCAUGAAGAUUCGAAAUAGAAUGCAGUGGGUCAUUAGGGAGAAGAAGCUGAAGUUGCCAGGUGCUGAUACAUGUUUAAGAUGGAUCUCUGCAUCACAAUCACAAUCUGAAUGACUCCUAUCUUUCUUUUUUAAGAUUACAGUAUACUUAGCAUCAGGCUGUCAAUAAUCUUCUGAGCACACUACAGCAACAAGAUUAUAUCUAGCCGACUCGCAUCGCCUCCUUGGUAAGUAGUUCAGAUAAUAUGCAAAUGCUCGUCUCUGAAUUAUGUCCUUUGUAUUUGACUCGGGAGAAGAUUGCAGACAAAGGCCUUCCGGUGAUCCAUCCCAUCUUGCAAAGAGUGACUUGAGCUCACAGAUCUCUUGUACCAAAUUAGAAUAUACCAAGUGAUUGCUGGGGAAGGGUCUCCGCAUCGCAUGAUUAAGAAAAAAGAGAGUGGUUUCAGAGUGAGCAAUAGGAAAAAUAUAUUCAGACAUAAAAGGUUCUGAAAAUAAAAAAGAAAA
Molecule: messenger RNA, 2063 nt
Organism: Musa acuminata AAA Group (dessert banana)
Lineage: Eukaryota; Viridiplantae; Streptophyta; Magnoliopsida; Zingiberales; Musaceae
Product: transcription factor WRKY19-like
Exons: 3
Coding region: 142-1083 (313 amino acids)
Biological process (GO): regulation of DNA-templated transcription
Cellular component (GO): nucleus
Molecular function (GO): transcription cis-regulatory region binding; DNA-binding transcription factor activity
Source: RefSeq, a predicted model, not a curated record